Molecule: messenger RNA, 3663 nt
Organism: Heterocephalus glaber (naked mole-rat)
Lineage: Eukaryota; Metazoa; Chordata; Mammalia; Rodentia; Bathyergidae
Gene: Nr1d1
Product: nuclear receptor subfamily 1 group D member 1
Biological process (GO): response to leptin; negative regulation of transcription by RNA polymerase II; positive regulation of transcription by RNA polymerase II
Molecular function (GO): zinc ion binding; RNA polymerase II cis-regulatory region sequence-specific DNA binding; nuclear receptor activity
Source: RefSeq, a predicted model, not a curated record
GGGAUCACAUGGUACCUCCUCCAGUGCCGCGUGCGGCCCGGGAACCCUGGGCUGCUGGCGCCUGCGCAGAGUCCUCUGUCCCAGGGAAAGGCUCGGGCAAAAGGCGGCUGAGAUUGCCAGAGUGAAAUAUUGCUGCCGAGGGAACGUAGCAGGGCACACGUCUCUCCUCUUUGCGCCUGGGUGCCCCAUUUCUCCCAUCACCUACUUACUUCCUGGUUGCAACCUCUCUCCCUCUGGGACUUUUGCACCGGGAGCUCCAGAUUCGCUACGCUGCAGCGCUGCAGUGGCACCCGGUGCACUGCAGAGAGCCGACCCUCCUUGCUGCUUCCAGUCGGAGGGAUUGCGGGCUGCUUCCCCCAACACACUUCCUCUGCUUCUCCCAUGCAAAGCAGAGCUCCGUGGCUGGCUCCGCGUCCGACGUCUCUGCAGAGCUGCAGUCCGGCCACCCCGAAACCUUGCGGCUGCGGGGUGCCCCGGAUCCUGAUCGCGAGCUGCGGGGUCCCCUCCCCACCCUCAGCCAGUGCCCAGCGGGGGACAGCGGCAAGCGCAACCUCCAGUGUGCUUCGAGGUCCGGUUUGAAUGACUGCUCUCGGCCAGUAAAGACAUGACGACCCUGGACUCCAACAACAACACAGCUCUGGACCGCCUCGCUCCGGUUCCCCUGCCUCUAGUUCCCGAGGCUUUAGGCAAUCUGAGAAGCAGUGGGGCAAGCAAGACAGGCGGGCUGGGGACACGGGUCGUAUCUCACGGGGGAAUCCUCAGUCACCGUCAGGAGCGGCACUCGAGGACGCCGGAGCGCGGGGCUCGGCCCCGGGGAGGGCACCCAGAGCACCCGCUCGGGAGCGCUCACAUGGCUGCAGAGCCGGGGCCACGUGCUGCGUUUGUUUUCAUUCAGCAGAAGCCAUGGCCGCCACCCUAUUGGUCGCAGCCUACCGGCCCGGUUACAUAAUGAGCUCCGCCCCCGGUUGUCCUGGCAACGCGUGUUCCUUUCUCUCCUCCCUUAGGUUGUCCCGGCCCAGCUUGAGAUCUGGGCUGGGCGCACGACCUAGGACACCGAGGAGGGGCGGGGCGAGGCGGGAACGGGGCGCGGAGAGGGCGGUGCCUCGAGUUCUGGGGUUCCUCGUUGGGGAGCCACGUGCGAGGGGCACACGUGGAGCGGGGACGUGAGGCCGGCUGAGGACCGGGCACCCGCCCAGCCGAGAUCUGGGUGAAGCGGGCUGACUCACCGCCCCCGCCUGCCUCUUUUUCCUGCCCGCCUGGCCCCUUCCCUCCAUCACGGAGGCGGGGUGAGGGAGCCACCCGGACCCCUCUGGGCCUCACGUUUACGUUUCCGAAGGAACCUCACACCUAACCACCUUCUCCAGGGUCCUCGUCCUUUCACUGUAUUCUUUCUGCACCUGCUUCACUGUACUGCAUUGGGCCCCAGUUUCUUUUCCCGCCUUCCCAAUUCUCCCCGUUACUGAAGCACCACACUUUCACCUGGCAAGAAAAAAACAAUGAGAUCCAGAGAGGAGACCUUCUUUCCCCUAGGUCACAAAGCCCCUUGGUGGCGAUAGGUGGCGUCAUCACCUACAUUGGCUCCAGCGGCUCCUCCCCGAGCCGAACCAGCCCUGAGUCCCUCUACAGCGAUAGCUCCAACGGCAGCUUCCAGUCCCUGACCCAGGGCUGCCUCACCUACUUCCCACCGUCGCCCACGGGCUCCCUCACCCAGGAUCCCUCGCGCUCCUUUGGGAGCAUCCCACCCAGCCUGAGUGAGGAUGGCUCCCCAUCUUCCUCCUCUUCCUCGUCUUCAUCCUCCUCCUCCUCCUCCUACAAUGGGAGCCCCCCAGGGGGUCUACAAGUGGCCAUGGAGGACAGCAGCAUAGUGUCUCCCAGCAAGAGCACCAGCAACAUCACCAAGCUCAACGGCAUGGUGCUUCUGUGUAAAGUGUGCGGUGACGUGGCCUCCGGCUUCCACUAUGGUGUGCACGCCUGCGAGGGCUGCAAGGGCUUUUUCCGUCGCAGCAUCCAGCAGAACAUUCAGUACAAAAGGUGUCUGAAAAACGAGAACUGCUCCAUUGUCCGCAUCAACCGCAACCGCUGCCAGCAGUGUCGCUUCAAGAAGUGUCUCUCCGUGGGCAUGUCUCGAGACGCUGUGCGUUUCGGGCGCAUCCCCAAACGGGAGAAGCAGCGCAUGUUGGCUGAGAUGCAGAGUGCCAUGAACCUGGCCAACAACCAAUUGAGCAGCCAGUGCCCACUGGAGACCUCGCCCACCCAGCACCCCACCUCCCGCCCCAUGGGCCCCUCCCCACCUCCAGCUCUGGCUCCCUCCCCCCUGGUGGGCUUCUCCCAGUUCCCACAGCAGCUGACACCACCCCGAUCCCCAAGCCCAGAGCCCACUGUGGAGGAUGUGAUAUCCCAGGUGGCCCGGGCCCAUCGAGAGAUCUUCACCUACGCCCAUGAUAAGCUGGGACCCUCGCCUGGUAACUUCAAUGCCAACCAUGCAUCGGGUAGCCCUUUGGCCACCACCCCACAUCGCUGGGAGAGUCAGUGCUGUCCUCCUGUCCCCAAUGACAACAGUGCCUCGGCUGCCCAGCAUCACAACGAGGCCCUGAAUGGCCUACGCCAGGCCCCCUCCUCCUACCCUCCCACCUGGCCGCCUGGCCCUGCCCACCACAGCUGCCACCAGCCCAACAGCAACGGGCACCGUCUCUGCCCCACCCAUGUGUACGCAGCCCCGGAGGGCGAGGCACCUGCCAACAGUCCCCGGCAAGGCAAUUCCAAGAACGUCCUGCUGGCGUGCCCCAUGAACAUGUACCCCCAUGGACGCAGCGGCCGGACCGUGCAGGAGAUCUGGGAGGAUUUCUCUAUGAGCUUCACACCCGCCGUGCGAGAGGUGGUCGAAUUUGCCAAGCACAUCCCAGGUUUCCGUGACCUUUCUCAGCACGACCAGGUCACCCUGCUGAAGGCUGGCACUUUCGAGGUGCUAAUGGUGCGAUUCGCAUCGCUGUUCAACGUGAAGGACCAGACGGUGAUGUUCCUGAGCCGCACCACCUACAGCCUGCAGGAGCUGGGCGCCAUGGGCAUGGGAGACCUGCUCAGCGCCAUGUUCGACUUCAGUGAGAAGCUCAACUCCCUGGCGCUCACCGAGGAGGAGCUGGGCCUCUUCACCGCCGUGGUGCUGGUCUCCGCAGACCGCUCGGGCAUGGAGGACUCCGCUUCGGUGGAGCACCUCCAGGAGACGCUGCUGCGGGCUCUUCGGGCUCUGGUGCUGAAGAACCGGCCCUCGGAGACUUCCCGCUUCACCAAGCUGCUGCUCAAGCUGCCGGACCUGCGGACCCUGAACAACAUGCAUUCCGAGAAGCUGCUGUCCUUCCGGGUGGACGCCCAGUGACCCGCCCGGCCGGCCUUCCGCCGCUGCCCCCUUGUACAGAAUCGAACUCUGCACUUCUCUCUCCUUUACGAGACGAAAAGGAAAAGCAAACCAGAAUCUUAUUUAUAUUGUUAUAAAAUAUUCCAAGAUGAGCCUCUGGCCCCCUGAGCCUUCUUGUAAAUACCUGCUCCCCUCCGCCCCUUCACCACGCUUCCCACCCUCCCCUAUUUAAACCUCUCUGGCUCUCCCACCCCGACUCUGGCCCCCUGACUUGCUCUGUUCCUGUCUCAAAUCCAAUAGUUCACAGCUGA